CUGCUGCGCUCCAGGAGCACAACCCUGCGCCGGAACUUCAGCAAAGAGAAGUCGGGAUCCGCGGAGAUGCCUUCGGCUUCGUCGGCGGUGGGGAGGCUGCAGGCGGCGGCGCAGGACGCCGCCAACUCCUCCUCCUCCUCCUCCUCCUCGCGCUCCGCCUUCUCCGACCAGCUCCUCCUGCCCAGGGAGGCAGGACGGAUGGUGUCUCUGUCGGCUUGCGCGAAGUUCGGCGCUGUCAGCUUUGUGGUUGGCGUCGUGGUUGGCUUCACCCUGAAUAAAAGGCUGCGCCGGUGGGCUGCCAAGCUGCUCAAGAGAAUUAAGGACGAUAACUAGCAAAGCUAGCAGAAUUAAUCUCAAAAUUUUGUUGGCAAGUGUGCUCUAGUUACCUCUGUAGUAACCUCAAGUUGGAUCUCCUUACUGCUUGGAUCAACUGUGAUGGAUACAACAUAGUCGU
Molecule: messenger RNA, 454 nt
Organism: Triticum aestivum (bread wheat)
Lineage: Eukaryota; Viridiplantae; Streptophyta; Magnoliopsida; Poales; Poaceae
Exons: 2
Coding region: 67-333 (88 amino acids)
Source: RefSeq, a predicted model, not a curated record